Molecule: messenger RNA, 1762 nt
Organism: Neltuma alba
Lineage: Eukaryota; Viridiplantae; Streptophyta; Magnoliopsida; Fabales; Fabaceae
Product: O-fucosyltransferase 35-like
Cellular component (GO): cytoplasm; chloroplast; Golgi apparatus
Source: RefSeq, a predicted model, not a curated record
GAUCUAUCCGGUUCCAUCACUAAUCCAAAUCUGAUGGAACAAAGGACCUAUGAUCAUGGAUAUCGGGAGGAAGGAGUUGAUGCUGAACGAACUCUAAAGAUGUUAGAAACAGGAGUAACUGGCAGCCAGACUGCUAUGGCUAAAGAAGCUGGCAUCUGGUCUAUACCCAACUGAGAUUACAGUCAAUGCAUUGACCUGCCAAGAAAUCAUAAAAAGCUAGAUGCGAAGACAAAUGGUUGCAUUCUCAUAAAUGCUAAUGGUGGCCUGAAUCAGAUGAGGUUUGGGAUAUGUGAUAUGGUGGCUGUUGCUAAGAUUUUGAAGGCAACACUAGUCCUUCCUUCCCUUGAUCAUACUUCCUACUGGGCUGAUGAGAGUGGCUUCAAGGAUUUGUUUGACUGGAGAUAUUAUGAGAUGCUGAAGGAUGAUAUUCACAUAGUUGAGACGUUACCAGCAGACUUUGCUGGAAUUGAGCCUUUUGUAAAAACUCCAAUAUCUUGGUCUAAGGUACCAUAUUACAGAAGUGAAGUUCUUCCCCUCCUGAAGCAGCACAAAGUGGUCUAUUUUACUCAUACUGAUUCCAGGCUUGCUAACAAUGGUAUUUCAAAGUCCACAAAAUUGAGAUGCCGAGCCAAUUACAAAGCAUUAAAAUAUUCAGCACCAAUUGAAGAACAUGGCAACAAGUUGGUAUCUAGAAUGCGACAGGAGGGAAAUCAUUAUCUUGCACUUCAUUUGAGAUAUGAGAAGGAUAUGCUUGCAUUUACGGGCUGCAGCCACAAUUUGACUGCGGAAGAAGAUGAAGAACUGAAACAGAUGCGAUAUGAAGUCAGUCACUGGAAGGAGAAGGAGAUUAAUGGGACCGAGAGGCGAAUUCUUGGAGGAUGUCCAUUAACACCAAGGGAAACUUCACUGUUGCUUAAAGCACUGGGUUUUCCAUCCAGCACUAGGAUUUAUCUUGUGGCCGGUGAAGCAUACGGAAGAGGAAGUAUGAAAUAUCUUGAGGAUGAUUUCCCCAAUAUUUUCUCACAUUCCUCUCUGUCUACUGAGCAAGAGUUGGAACCUUUCAAGAAUCACCAAAACAUGUUGGCUGGCAUAGACUAUGUUGUUGCCCUUCAGAGUGAUGUGUUUCUCUAUACUUACGAUGGAAAUAUGGCGAAGGCGGUUCAAGGUCAUAGGCGCUUUGAGAACUUCAAGAAGACCAUCAAUCCUGACAAGAUGAAUUUGGUUAAACUUGUUGAUCAGCUUGAUGAAGGGAAAAUUUCUUGGAAGAAGUUCAGCUCUAAGGUGAAAAAGCUUCAUGAAGACCGAACUGGGGCUCCAUAUCCUAGAGAGUCUGGAGAAUUUCCAAAGUUGGAGGAAAGUUUUUAUGCAAAUCCUCAGCCAGAUUGUAUUUGUGAAACAAGAUAGGUGUGGAAAGACUAGAACAGCGAUCUUGGUUAUUCGAAACGAACCAGACAAGACAAUCGCGUUGAUAACCUGAUGGAACAUGAAUGUUCAAAAGCUGGGAGUUAUCUGAUAAGUUGCCAUGGACCGUCCCAUCUGUUGGAGAUGAGAUUAAUACAAGGGACCAAGGGAGUUGAUACUAGUGGUCUGGCUGGCCAAGUAUACCACUGUUCUUAACACACCACACACACUGAAUCAAACUUUUUUUUUUUUUUUUAACCCUAACCACGCUUGAAUCGGGGCUUUAUUUUUCCUUUUAGCUUAUUUUUUCUGAUUAUAAUUUAAAUCAUAGCAAUUGAUGUUAAGAGGCAUAUGUUAUAGU